Epinephelus fuscoguttatus (brown-marbled grouper) is the source of this 1738-nucleotide messenger RNA. RefSeq names its product insulin-like growth factor-binding protein 1. Gene Ontology annotation, biological process: regulation of insulin-like growth factor receptor signaling pathway. NCBI's taxonomy places the organism in Eukaryota, Metazoa, Chordata, Actinopteri, Perciformes, Serranidae. The record is from RefSeq and is a predicted model, not a curated record. The coding region runs from base 81 to 827 and encodes 248 amino acids. Gene Ontology annotation, molecular function: insulin-like growth factor I binding; insulin-like growth factor II binding. Gene Ontology annotation, cellular component: extracellular region. The transcript has 4 exons.
AAUGAGUUUAGAGAGAAAAGUACAGUCAUACUGAGCAGUUUGCCAGCAAGUCCAAAAAGAAGAGCAUACCUAUUUGAAGCAUGGAGAUGCCUGGAUUAUAUGAGAAGCUGACUUCCGUGGCAGCAGUGGCUCUAGCUGUCUUGGCCGUGGUGAGGUCGUCCCCGGUAGUGGGCCCUGAGCCCAUCCGUUGUGCUACCUGUACGCAAGAGAAACUCAACAACUGUCCUGCCAUCCCAGCAGACUGCAGGCAGGUGCUGAGGGAGCCUGGGUGCGGCUGCUGCAUGGCCUGCGCUCUGGAGAGAGGAGCGUCCUGUGGGAUUCACACAGCCCACUGUGCCGAGGGGCUCCGCUGCACUCCCAGACCCGGUGAGACCAGCCCGCUCCACGCUCUGACCAGAGGGCAGGGGGUCUGCACUGAGGAUGUGGGCCAAGAGGAAACUGAUGGAGCCCCUGACCACAGCUCCCUGCACUACCUGUUGGAUCUCAACCUUCCUUUGGACCACCAAGACACAGAGGGCCAAGAAAGCAUCAAGGCCAAGGUCAAUGCCAUCCGCAACAAAAUGGUAGAACAGGGUCCAUGUCACAUUGAGCUGCGUGCAGCACUGGACAUGAUAUCCGACGCUCAGCAGAAACAAGGAGAGAAGUUCACAACUUUCUACCUCCCCAACUGUGAUAAGCACGGCUACUACAAGGCUAAGCAGUGUGAGUCAUCUCUGGUUGGACCGCCUGCUCGCUGCUGGUGUGUCUCCUCCUGGAACGGGAAGAAGCUCCCAGGAUCAAGUGACCUGCUCGGUGACUCAGAGUGUCAUCAAGAAGUCACUCACUGAAGGAUGGACUCACCCUUCAACACAAACACAUAGAGACACAAACAUGUGUCAUGAAGUGAAAGUGUGAAUCUACUUGCAACCACCUGAUGAACUGACUUCCCUUCAUAAAAAACGCACUCAUUCACACAAAGUGUAACAUCCGUUCUCAGAGGGGGAAAUUUCCUCUCAUUUUAUUUACAAGAUGUAUGUAUCAAGACUUAUUUAUUCUCACUAGCAUUAACCAUUUGUCAUUUUUAGAUGUUUUAUAUGUUUGCCCAUUUUUUUCUGAUUGUAAAUAGGGCAACACUGUAUACAUUUGUGUUUCUGACUAAAUAACUCCAUUGCUCAAAACCACAGGUCCACAGCUCUGCCAAGCCCAUUUCAGUCUUCAGGAUUACUUUUUUUUCUUUUUUUUUUAAUUCAUUCAAAAGUGGAGCUGUGCACGGUGCGGAACAACACAGCUGCUCAUUCAUUCAACGUGUUGACAUUGUCUGAAUGUAUCUCCAUUGGCGUUUCCUCAAUGGGUAUUGGGGGAAAUAUUUAAAGUGCCGCAAGUAUGUGCACGGUGGCCAAGCACAAACAUAUCAGGGCUCAUCCAAGCCACCAUGAGGUUUGGGAUGGGUUGAUCUGCAUUUGUCUACCUCUACUAGUCUCUGCAGGUCCACAGGUUUAGCAGAGGAUUUGUAAGGGCUCUCUUCUCAGCUACACCUUUCUCACUUUAGUGACCUAUAUUUGUCUCUUUUUUUUCCCCCUCGACCUACUCUAGCAUCUUUUUUGUGUAUUUAUUAUGAUCCACUCAUGUGUUUCUGCUUUUGUUUGUUGUUGAGCGCUCAUGUGCAGUGGACCAAAGUGUUUGUGAAUGAUAUUUUGCCCGGAAUGCUGCUAUUCCAUUAUUGGUUUCAUUGAAUAAGUGUGUGUAUGUAUAUGUGUAU